UUUUGAAGAAGAACUGCAAUGACACCGAAAUUCAUCUUCCAAACAUCACCAGUUCAUCUAUUUUCCAAAUAAUGGCAGACUUCGAACCACCUUCAUUCUCGUUAGGUCUCGAUUGUGACCUAUUCGAUUCAGAACCCCAAACAACUCCAGUUGUAACUCUAGAUACAGAUCCUUCUUCUUCCAACCACUUCUCUCUACCUUUUGCAACGUUCCAACACAACGGUCAUGAUUUUGAAACCCUAAUUGUCGACGAUUCGGAGCCUGAGUAUCCGGAUUCGCACCCGAACCAGAAGCGCCGCCGGCGUAGGCUCACCGGCGCCACGUCAUCAUCAUCACCGGUGUCGGAGUUGCAUUCUACAGCGGUUAUUGAUGAUGAAGAUAUCAGUGUGUUCUCUUCACAGGAAGAUAGGCGUAGAGAUCAACAUCUUCAUACACAACACCAUGUGGUCUAUACCAGUUCGAAUGACCGAGAGCCGGUGCCAGCAUGCUGCAUCAAUGCAGUGUUUCCAAAGUUAUCUGCCGGUACUCCUAGAGGAUUUCAUUCGACUGAUUCUGACUCAGAUUGUUAUGAUCCUGUUGUCAGUAGGAAAUGCAAUGGAUCAGAUUCGAAUUCAAAUCUUAGGAAGUUUGAUGAUCUUCCUCAACAUGUAAAGAGAAAGCAAAAUGUUUCAAAUGCACGGGAAGAUUUCCCAAAUGCUUAUUGUUACUUCUUUCAUGAUGAUCCAAGGAUCCAAGAGCUUGUUAGAAGUCGGCUACCUUAUUUUUCCCCUUUGGGCAGCAUGUUAAACAUGGAUCUUGAGCAGCCCGGUACAGCAAAGAUUGAUUAUAUGGGACAAUUUAGCUUCGGUGAAAGUUCAAAACAAGCUGCCAGAACUCUCACAGACAAGAAAAGUUCAACUAGCAGGAAAGAUUUAAGAAAAUCAAACACCGAAGAGAUGUCACAUGGUUGGGUGAAUCCAAAGCUUGGUGUUGAUAAAGUGACAACAAAAGGAGCUGCGAAAAGAAAGGUUCAUACAGCUCGCCAAAGUGCUGGUCAUUGGAUAACUGGUUCGGAUGGAAAGAGAGUCUAUGUUGGUAAAAGCGGCCAGGAGUUGACUGGCCGAGUAGCAUACAUACAGUACAAAAAGGAGAGUGGAUUAGGGUUUAAAAAGGUAAAGAGAAAAUCUGUUUCCAAGAAGAAGAAAUGAAUGAUGUAGUAAUAUUUUAUGAUAGUGCAGCCUAUGUAACUUUGAGAGCGCUGCUGACUACAUGUAUAAAUUCUAAGCGACACGAUACACCCUGAAUCAAAUUUUGACUUCUUACAUAAACUUUUGAUAAAUGAUUCUAAACGACUCGAUCAGUGGACUCAUCCUCGAUGUCUUUACAAGUCUUCAAGUAAGAGGUUUGUGAUGAUCAACAGUCAACAUCCUCCAUGCCUUUUAAUGAAGAUCAAAGUCUUUAAGGUGGUCCACUAUUUGCAUAUUUCUU
Helianthus annuus (common sunflower) is the source of this 1467-nucleotide messenger RNA. RefSeq lists its product as uncharacterized. NCBI's taxonomy places the organism in Eukaryota, Viridiplantae, Streptophyta, Magnoliopsida, Asterales, Asteraceae. The record is from RefSeq and is a predicted model, not a curated record. The transcript is spliced from 5 exons. Bases 72 to 1187 code for a protein of 371 amino acids.